Topomyia yanbarensis is the source of this 1861-nucleotide messenger RNA. RefSeq names its product mitochondrial cardiolipin hydrolase (gene zuc). Gene Ontology annotation, cellular component: mitochondrion. Gene Ontology annotation, biological process: piRNA processing. Lineage: Eukaryota; Metazoa; Arthropoda; Insecta; Diptera; Culicidae. The record is from RefSeq and is a predicted model, not a curated record. The transcript has 6 exons. Gene Ontology annotation, molecular function: RNA endonuclease activity producing 5'-phosphomonoesters, hydrolytic mechanism. The coding region runs from base 265 to 1281 and encodes 338 amino acids.
AGUUUUGUUUUCUUUUUCCAUCGUCGUGCUGUGCGUGUUUUUGCACUAGCGAGUAAUUUUCGUUCCGUUCGACCGUGUGCUGUUGCAACUUUUUUUUCGUCCUUUCCGGCCGGAAGCGUUCCCCUUUGCGCGUAUAAGUUCCACCGCCAAAUCGGUCAAUCGGUGACGCUCGGUAUCCGUUGAAAGCCGUCGGAAACGUGUUUAGUCGUUACUGGAACUCCUCGUGGUGUUUGCGUACCCACGACGACGACGAGUGAAAAAAAAAUGUUCUCAUCCAGUCCGCAGUGGGUUCGCGUGUCCGCAGCCGUUGUCGCCGUGACCGUCAGUUCCGAGGCACUGUACGAGCUGUACAUCCGCUGGCGGUCGUACUGUGCGCGCCGCCGGGCCCGUCAACUGGCCGCGAGCCACUGGACUGAUGUGUUUUUCGCGAACGAACGGAGCAUCCAUCCGAACGAACCGGGCACGACGAUGGCCAGCUUUACGACGGAACACGUCCGCCGGUUGGUCGCGCUGAUCGAUCGGGCCCGCGUUUCGAUUAAUCUGUGUAUGUACAUCGUUACGGUGGAAAGUAUCGGGGAUGCGGUGUUGCGGGCCGCGAAACGCGGCGUAAAAGUGCGCGUUGUCGGAUGCUCCUCGAUGGCGUACAGUUCCGGAUCGCAGAUGACCAAGUUGGUGCACGGAGGCAUCCCGGUACGCUUCAACAAGCAGAACAGUGCCUACCUGAUGCACCACAAGUUCUGCCUAAUCGACACCGAUUGGCUCUGCCCCCAGUGCUAUCACAGUGAAAAAGUGCGCAGAAAUGGUUUCUGCUGUGAUGCUCCGGCCAAGCUCAGUGUUAACAGUGCUACCGAUGCUGCUAAGUGUAGUGUUCUUUCGUCGGUUUCUGGCACCGCCGGAGAUUCCGCCAGUGGCAGUGCCAACGGUAGUCCUACCUAUUCCGGUAGUAAAGUGCAGUGCAGUGAUAAUGGUUCCCGCUGUGUUCGCUGUGAUCCGAAGCUGAAGCGGUCGAUCGAUGAGCGCAAGGUACAGGACGCGGCUACCGAUCCGUUCCCGCUCGGCGGUAUAGUGAUCAGUGGGUCCACCAAUUGGACCAUGCAGGCUCUGUCCAGCAAUUGGGAUAAUAUGGUGCUGACGUCGCUGCCGGAACUUGUCGUUCCGUUUCAGAUGGAGUUUCAACGGCUGUGGAAGGAGUUUGCCCGGCUACCGCCGUUGAUUAGUGGAGCCGAGGCGGCUGGUAGUGUUGCUACUGGCAGUUCGGCUGGCAAUGGCGUCAAGCAGUAGUAGGUGGCGCGCAUAGCUGUUGCACUGAGUGAAGAGAGAAAGAAAGAUCGUGGACGACUUGAGCAUUUUAACGACCAAAAAGCAUUUAAACGGCAGUUAACACAGCGAACAUCACGCAUUAUAGUAUAAAAGAGAGCUCACAAAGGUUGGAAAAUGCACACUACUUAAAUGCUAUAAAAGUACCAUAAAAAUUCUAUUAAAAAGGGGAAACUGCCGAUAAAGCACGCUCGACUAUUAACUGGAUACCCUCGAGCCAUCGAGGGUAGAGUAACACCCUAUAGCAUGAGGCAUUAAUUAUAAUCGAUUGACAGCUGUUCAAAGGCCAGCAAAUCGCCCUCAAAGAGAAAAGGAUAAUCUCAGAGGAUACCCGGACCCAGCAAUGAACUCAAAUCAGCGAUGGAAAAUGGCGCCAAAGGUACACUUUGAGUGGAAAAAAAAACAUAUUAGCUUAGCAACAUACAAAAAACAUAUAAUCUCAUCUUAUAUUUACCUUAUAUUGAAUGAAUUUGUAACGAGAUACUGACGUUGUAGAGAAACCAUAAAUAUUGACCAUAGAAUAAAGUAAACUGACGAAGUUAAA